This is a messenger RNA of Protopolystoma xenopodis, 439 nucleotides long. Lineage: Eukaryota; Metazoa; Platyhelminthes; Monogenea; Polystomatidea; Polystomatidae. The record is from the annotation of a GenBank genome assembly.
CCGCCACGUGGGGACCUCUCGGCCCCUCAGGCGACUGGCGCCGACAAGUCUGAGAAGCAGCGAGCAAUCGGCAAGAGUGUUUCGUCCUCCCUCGUCGCAUCGGCCGGCUGGUGGUUGGAGGCGGGACGGGAGGAGCGGGAACCGCAGGACACAGUUGAUACAGCCUCGCUCCAACCCACUUUCGGCGAGGGUGAAGGUACAGAAGGACUGGUCGAUAAGGGCUCCCGUGAAUUAUGGCUCCCUCCCCCGAGGGCAUGGGCAGCGUCAGCGGCCUUUAGCGUUGGCAGUUUUGGGGAAUAAACUUGUCAAAAGGCUGACUCGUAGCAAACGAAAGCAGGCUCUGACUUGUGAUUGUUUGGCGAUUGCGUGGUCAAAUGGGAAAAAACAUGCAGCCACCUUUCGAGAAGAGCUCCAGAGACAACCGGGAAGUGACAUAUGA